Messenger RNA from Melospiza melodia melodia, 1216 nucleotides. Its product is annotated as histone H2B 1/2/3/4/6. Gene Ontology annotation, molecular function: structural constituent of chromatin; protein heterodimerization activity; DNA binding. NCBI's taxonomy places the organism in Eukaryota, Metazoa, Chordata, Aves, Passeriformes, Passerellidae. The coding region runs from base 53 to 433 and encodes 126 amino acids. Gene Ontology annotation, cellular component: nucleosome. The transcript is spliced from 2 exons. The record is from RefSeq and is a predicted model, not a curated record.
CGCUGUGCGUGAGUUGUUGUUGUGAGGAGCUGCGGCUGCUGCUGCUGCCGAAAUGCCCGAGCCGGCCAAGUCCGCCCCCGCGCCCAAGAAGGGCUCCAAGAAGGCGGUGACCAAGACGCAGAAGAAGGGCGACAAGAAGCGCAAGAAGAGCCGCAAGGAGAGCUACUCCAUCUACGUGUACAAGGUGCUGAAGCAGGUGCACCCCGACACGGGCAUCUCGUCCAAGGCCAUGGGCAUCAUGAACUCCUUCGUCAACGACAUCUUCGAGCGCAUCGCGGGCGAGGCCUCGCGCCUGGCGCACUACAACAAGCGCUCCACCAUCACCUCGCGGGAGAUCCAGACGGCCGUGCGCCUGCUGCUGCCCGGCGAGCUGGCCAAGCACGCCGUGUCCGAGGGCACCAAGGCCGUCACCAAGUACACCAGCUCCAAGUAAAUGCUUGGCUAAAACCUGCUGAACCCAAAGGCUCUUUUAAGAGCCACCCACUUUCUCAGUAAAAGAGCUGUACCACUGAUGACUUGCCCAGCUUCUCCCCGCGUCUGCUUUGGGUUCUCCUUUCAAGGAAGAAAACACGGGAAGAUUGGUUUUUGUUUUUUUUUAACUUUUCUGUCCUUUUCUGCAUUAAUCUGUCACUAAUUGUUAUAAAAGUACGAAAUCCUGAGAAACUCGACACUCUGGGCUGACUUUGUCGGCUCCCAGGUCUCAUCAGGCAGCCGCUAAUGAGGCUCAAAGCGCAGGCGUUCUCAGGUCCUCCCUCUCAUCCCCGGGUAAUUACAUGCCACCAUGGAUGCAGAUCAAAGCCAUUAUCGCUUCCUAACUGGAUCUUAAUAAUCCUGAAUUACAACUAUAUAUUGUGAACUUCCUGUACAUAUAUGAAUUCAUACAGGGACCACGGAAUCACAAAAGUGAAUUUUCUAGAACUGACUUGGAUAUCCUUUGGUGGGACAGGUAAUGAGACAGACACCACGUCUCUAAUAAAUCUGUCUCCUAUUACUUAGAAAUGUUAAUUUCAGUUUGAAGGCUUAGGGGGACUUCUCAGACUGGAUUUCAGAUAUCUGGUGGGAAGAGGCGUUCUCCAAACUCUUCUUUAUCAGCUUGAAAUGGGGUUUUGCAAUCUCUCCAAGGGCUUUAGUGCAAACUCUGAAGCACAGGUUGCUUAUUCUGAAUGCCUGUGUAUGCCUAAUACCUGAAAAGAUUAAUAAACCAUUGUAUAUUCCA